This is a messenger RNA of Vicia villosa (hairy vetch), 579 nucleotides long. RefSeq names its product ribonuclease S-4-like. Gene Ontology annotation, molecular function: ribonuclease T2 activity; RNA binding. The record is from RefSeq and is a predicted model, not a curated record. Gene Ontology annotation, cellular component: extracellular region. Bases 1 to 579 code for a protein of 192 amino acids. The transcript has 2 exons. Lineage: Eukaryota; Viridiplantae; Streptophyta; Magnoliopsida; Fabales; Fabaceae. Gene Ontology annotation, biological process: RNA catabolic process.
AUGAGCUCUUCUCAUUCUUCACUGCUUUUAGUGACAUUUAUUGUCUGUGCUGUUUUGAUUUCACAAUCAGCCGCGGUUCCCUUUAAUUAUUUGAAGCUGGUUUUGCAAUGGGGUCCUACCGUGUGUGAAGUGUAUGAGGAAGAUGGUCGUGUGUGUAAGAUUUCUCCUAUCGUGGACAAACUUACAAUUCACGGCAUUUGGCCUUCCACACUUCAGGAACCACAGCCUAGGGACUGCACCACCACAAAUCCAGACGGGAUGCAUUUGAGAGAAUACGAGUUUUCUUCCGCACUUCUUACCAGAAUGGACAAAUUUUGGCCAAGCUAUUAUUUUCAAGACUUUCGACAAUUUUGGAGACAACAAUGGAAUGCUCACGGACGGUGCUCAUAUCCCUCUAUUCAACAAAAGGAUUACGUUAAGUUGGCCAUCAAUUUGGCCGAGGCGUUAGAUAUUUUAGAAGCCCUCAAGAAAGCUGGUAUUGUUCCUCGGUCUAAUCGAGAAGACACCAAAUAUUGGAGUAGAGAGCUGUUAAUAGACGCGGUAAAAAUUUAUGGAUUUCGCAAAGGUAUAAGGAUGUAA